GAAGGUGUGGCCUUCAAGAAUGGCGACGAUGACAAGCCUCUGGGCAGUUCUCGUGAUGUUCGUGAAGGUCGCUGAUUCAGCUAUGUCCACCUCGACACGUGUAGAGCACUUCUUCUUAGACACAUUCGGCCUCGGCAUCAUGGGGUUCUGGUCAGUCAAGUUUGAAGUGAGGGGCACUAAAAACGUACAGUUCGGCCUGUUUGGGCCGACCAGGUCAACAUCCAAUGGAUACGCCAUCACUCUGAACAAUGAGACGGGUGGAGAUUAUUUCUCAGCAGUCCGAAAAAUAUGCAGUUCUUGCCCCGGGACGCCGAAUGUUGAGAUGAACCAGGGCGGUUCGUUCUUGGACCCGGAAUAUCACCCUUUCUGGAUCAGCUGGGACCAGGCUACGAUCAAGAUGGGCAAAGGGGUGGUCGUCGGGGAGGAGAUCGUCGUCAGUUGGACGGACCCAAAUAUCAUUGAGGUCAACUACUUCACUAUCGGGGCAUCAGACGCAGCAACGUCCGUGUUUGUGCGCUAUGAAAAGACGUGUGCUGCUCUGAAUCGCCCAGCGUUGUUCCCAGCAUGCAACAAGUUCUUCUUUCAACUGUCUAAUGCAGGGAAGAAGAUCUGGUACUCGACAGAUAUCAUCUCCGAGGCAGCUGGGAUGACUAAGACUGAUUGUAUCUACAAAUGUCUUGUCACCACUAACUGCAUCGGGUUCACUCUCUCCACCACGGGCACCUGUAAACUGACCAACAAAUGUGCGCCAACAAUUGGGGCGAACGCAAAUACAAAUUUCUACCAACUCAAGUCCUUUAGUACUCCGUGA
This is a messenger RNA of Haliotis rubra (blacklip abalone), 811 nucleotides long. RefSeq lists its product as uncharacterized. The coding region runs from base 20 to 811 and encodes 263 amino acids. The record is from RefSeq and is a predicted model, not a curated record. The transcript is spliced from 3 exons. Lineage: Eukaryota; Metazoa; Mollusca; Gastropoda; Lepetellida; Haliotidae.